Messenger RNA from Medicago truncatula (barrel medic), 1389 nucleotides. RefSeq names its product putative 12-oxophytodienoate reductase 11. The record is from RefSeq and is a predicted model, not a curated record. NCBI's taxonomy places the organism in Eukaryota, Viridiplantae, Streptophyta, Magnoliopsida, Fabales, Fabaceae. Bases 127 to 1242 code for a protein of 371 amino acids. Gene Ontology annotation, molecular function: oxidoreductase activity; FMN binding. The transcript has 5 exons.
AACAAUAUGUUGUAUCAUAUUUUUUCUUUUUAAUGAAACUACACCUCAUUUGGUAUAAAAAAAAAAUAGAAAUACACAACCUCUUCAUAGUGAAUUGUUUUCUUGAACAUAAUAAUCAACCAAUACAUGGAAAUGGCUGGUGCAUUAACGGUUGAUCCCAUUCCUCUUCUUACUCCUUACAAGAUGGGAAAAUUUAAUCUAUCUCAUAGAGUUGUUUUGGCACCAUUGACUAGACAAAGAUUCUACCACAAUGCACCUCAACCCCAUACUACUUUGUAUUACUCUCAGAGGACUUCUCAAGGAGGUCUUCUUAUAGCUGAAUCUACUGGUGUCUCUGAAACCUCUCUAGGGUAUCCAAACACACCAGGCAUUUGGAGAAAAGAUCAAGUUGAAACUUGGAAACCCAUUAUAGAUGCUGUUCAUGCCAAAGAAGGUAUAUUCUUUUGUCAGAUUUGGCAUGGUGGAAGGGCUUCUAAUUCAGGUUAUCAACCAAAUGGGCAGGCACCAAUAUCUUCUACUAACAUGUCACUCAAACCACAAACUCGAAGCAAUGGCAUUGAUAUAGCUAAGUUCACACCACCAAGGCGCCUAAGGACCUGUGAAAUUCCUCGUAUCGUCAAUGACUUCAGACUUGCUGCAAGGAAUGCUAUAGCAGCUGGUUUUGAUGGAGUUGAGAUCCAUGGGGCUCACGGUUACCUACUUGAGCAAUUUAUGAAAGAUAAAGUGAAUGACCGAACUGAUAAAUACGGUGGAACCCUUGAAAACCGUUGUCGAUUCGCUUUGGAAAUUGUUGAAGCAGUUGUGAAUGAGAUAGGUGCAGAAAGAGUUGGAAUUAGAUUAUCGCCUUUCGCAGAAUAUGGAGAAUGUGGAGACUCCAAUCCUGAAGAAUUGGGGCUUUAUAUGGUUAAUGCCCUCAGUAAAUACAAUAUUCUUUACUGUCACAUGGUGGAACCAAGAAUGAAAACUAUUACUGAAAAAGUUGAAUGUCUUCACAGCUUGGUGCCAAUGAGAAAAGCCUUCAAUGGAACUUUUAUAGUUGCCGGAGGCUAUUCGCGACAAGAUGGGAUUGAUGCCAUAGUUGAAAAUAAGACAGAUCUUGUUGCUUAUGGUCGCUUGUUUAUAUCUAAUCCAGAUUUACCAAAGAGAUUCGCGCUCGAUGCUCCUCUCAACAAGUAUAACCGGGAAACAUUCUACACAUCUGAUCCGGUUCUCGGUUAUACAGACUACCCUUUUCUUGGUUAAACUAUAGUUUUGGACAUUAGUUAAGGCCUUAAAUUUAAUGAUCCAAUAUACUAUAAUACUACUUAAUCAUUGCAGCUUUAAUCCUAUUUACAAGUUUCUCAAACUCCAACUUUUAGUUUUAAAAAUAAUAUCGAUAAAUAUUCAUUA